Messenger RNA from Rubroshorea leprosula, 892 nucleotides. The record is from the annotation of a GenBank genome assembly. Lineage: Eukaryota; Viridiplantae; Streptophyta; Magnoliopsida; Malvales; Dipterocarpaceae.
AAAGCAAAAGGGAGAGGGUUGUAAUAAAAAAAAUGCUGAAAAAGAAAAGAAGCACAUUGCCAACUCUUCCAUCUCUGAGUCACAAACUGACGGCAAAAGGGUCUUCCCUCUCUCUACACAGAUGAAAAUUCCCUGUUCUCCAUUAUCUCAGCUCUUUCAUACACAUUCUUCAGUUUGCUUUGUUCAUGCAAGAUCCAAAGAACUCUCACACAAGGAAGCCCUGGUAUCAGAGAGCAAUGCAGAUGGCUACUGUGUGGAAAACUGUUCCUAAAUCUGAAGGGAUUCCUAUGCCAAAUACCACAUUAUGGAAAACAAUAUCCAAGCCUACAGAAAUCCCUGCGGCAAAUGGAAUACUAUGGAAGGCAAUUCCAAAGCCUGUGGAAGUUCCAACAUCUAAUCCCAAUAGAGAGAAGCUAAGAAAAUGCACCUCUCUAAGAGUUGCCUCUUCGUUUACUAGAGUUUGUUUAUGUGCACCAAUAUCUUCCUACAAUGAGGUUUUUCGUGCUGAUGUUCCCCCUAGAAGAAGCAACAGUUACCCUAGGGCAAAGACAUUUCCUGCAUCCCAAGAAAGAACCACUAGUGCGAGGCUUAGCAUGGAAGGAAGAAGAGUUUUCAGGGGAAAAUCUUUAACUGACGAUGUAUUGAUGAGAAGAUUUGUUGUGGAAGAGGAAGCAAUGAUGCAAAUUAGAAGGAGGAACCAAAUGGAAGUCAUUAGGAGGAGAAGCAUGAUAAGAAGGAAGAAGCUUGGUCCUAGUCCUCUUAGUAGAAUGGUACUAGCUGAGAAAGAUGAAACUUAAUUAUCACUUUUUUCUUUCCAAUUGGCUUCAUUUCUUGUACCUUCUAUGAUCCUUAAUUACUUCUUUUGCUAUUGAAAUCAAAUGUUAUUGGCGGU